ACUCCUCCCUCUCUCUCUCUCUCUCGAGUUUUCUCUUAUGGUCCCACCAAAAACAUUCUCUUUGUGAUUCACCGCAUCAUUUCUCUUCUUCCAGUUUCAUCCCAGCUCAAUCUUUGAGUGUUUGUUUUGAUAUGUGAUGGUGAAGGCGAGCAAAGGAUUGUUCAUAUCAUGUGAUGUACCUAUGGCGCAGUUUAUUAUCAAUGUGAAUGCUGCACUGCCACAGUCACAGAAGUUCAUUUUACAUGUUUUGGACAAUACACAUCUGUUUGUUCAAUCCGAUGUGGCUGGAAUGAUUCGUAGUGCUAUUGCGGAAUUUAGAGAGGCGAACACAUAUGAGAAGCCUUCUUAGUGCUGUUUGCUGAAGUUGAGCAACCCUGUGUGUGCACACCAGAUGCCUUGUUACCAUGUUCAGUAUUACCUAGUACCAUGUUUCAUAGUAUUACAUAGUACCAUGUUUCAUAGUACCAAUCAUUUUAGAAGUUACCAUUUUACAAAAAGAAACAUAGUAAAUCUCCAACUGUUCUUUCAGAAAUGAUUUGUCACAUUUGAAAGAGGCAGUUAUGUAAAGACAUUUGAAUCUAACCUUUGAUUUGCAAAACUACAAGUGACUUAUCUUUCUUGUUUCCU
This is a messenger RNA of Nicotiana tabacum (common tobacco), 627 nucleotides long. Lineage: Eukaryota; Viridiplantae; Streptophyta; Magnoliopsida; Solanales; Solanaceae. The record is from RefSeq and is a predicted model, not a curated record.